AUGUCAGGGCCCAACCCGCCAGCAGCCGGGAGCAGCCGUCUGCCGGCCGUUCACGAUGCCAAGGCCACCUGGGAAUUUCUUGAACCCGGCAUUGAUCUCAUGAUGACUCGCCUCAAGGAAGGCAUGACGUACCCGCGCUACAUGGAGCUCUAUACGGUCGCCUACAAUCACUUUACUUCUUCAUCCUUGGCUUCCACGGUUGCUGCGCUCGGCCGUACUGCUGGACCAUUUGGCUCCAAAGGAACCAACCUCGUCGGUGCGGAGCUCUAUACGCACUUGACCUCGUACUUCCGCACGCAUCUCGAGCAGGUCCGCACUGGUUCCGACGGUCUCUCGGAAGAGCCUCUACUCCGCUACUACGCCACAGAGUGGGACCGCUACACCACAGGCGCCAAUUUUGUCCACCGCCUCUUUGCCUACCUUAACCGUCACUGGGUCAAGCGCGAGAAGGACGAGGGUCGCAAGUACGUCUAUACGGUUUACAUCUUGGCGCUAGUGCAGUGGAAGGAGCACAUGUUCCGCUAUGUUCAGCAAAAGGGACGACUGGUGCAAGCAUUGCUCAAACAGAUUGAAAAGCAGCGAAACGGCGAAGUCAUUGAGGCAUCGCUCGUCAAGAAGGUGGUCGACUCGUUGGUGUCGCUCGGCCUCGACGAGGCUGACACCAACCGACAGAAUCUCGACGUCUACCGCCAAGAAUUUGAAAAGCCCUUCAUCGAGGCCACCGAGGUCUAUUACAUCGCCGAAUCGGACGCGUUCGUGUCGCAAAACACUGCCACCGACUAUAUGAAGAAGGCCGAAACCAGGCUCAAGGAAGAGGAGGACCGCGUCGAGCUCUACCUCCACGCCUCUACACGCACGAAGCUCAUCCCCACCUGCGACAAUGUGUUGGUACGGCGCCACUCGACCAUGCUCUCGGAUGAGUUCCAGCAGCUUCUUGACUUGCAACAGGCCGACGAUCUGUUCCGCGUCUAUACCCUCCUUUCACGUAUUCCUGAAGGACUCGAGCCACUGCGACAGAAGUUCGAGGCGCAUGUCAAGCGCGUCGGUCUGGACGCGGUUGAAAAGGUCAUUGGAGGUGGCGAUGGUGGUGCCGCCACAAAUGGUGCAGCAGGAACAGGGGCAGGAGCAGCAGCAUCUUCGUCUUCGGCUGCCACCGCUCCUGCCUCUGCAGCCAGCGACUCCCUCGACCCUGGAGCCUACGUUUCUGCUCUGCUGGACGCUCAUCGAAGUAACCUCAACACCGUCAAUCUUGCUUUCCGAGGAGAAGCAGGCUUCCUCGCCGCGCUCGACAAGGCUUGCCGUGACUUUGUCAACCGCAACAAGGCUACUGGAACGUCGACCUCGAAAUCGCCCGAGCUGCUCGCCAAGCACACAGAUGCGCUGCUCAAGAAAUCCAACAAGACGUCUGCCGAGAACUCGCUCGAAGAGGCUCUUACGGAUGUCAUGGUGGUCUUCAAAUACAUCGAGGACAAGGAUGUCUUCCAAAAGUUCUAUUCGAAGAUGCUUGCCAAACGGCUGGUCAACUUUGCGUCGGCAUCGGAUGACGCUGAAGCUAACAUGAUUUCGAGGUUGAAGGAGGCGUGUGGAUUCGAGUACACCGCCAAGCUCGCAAGGAUGUUCACCGAUAUGGGGCUGAGCAAGGAGCUCAACGACAAUUUCAAAGAGACGAUGGCCAAGAACCACGACAAGGCGGAGCUGGAUGUGGACUUCUACGCGCUGGUGCUGGCGAACGGGUUCUGGCCGCUGCAGGCACCGACGACCGAAUUUUCGAUCCCCACGGAGCUGCUGCCGACGUACGAGCGCUUCCAGCGUCACUACUCUGCCAAGCACUCGGGGCGCAAGCUGACGUGGCUGUGGCAAUUGUCCAAGAACGAAGUCAAGGCCAACUACUUGCAGCAGAAGCUGCAGUUCCAGACAUCGACGUUCCAGACCGCCGUGCUGCUGCAAUUUAAUACGAACGAUGCGCUGACGAAAGCGGAGUUGCAGCAGGCGACGGGGUUGAACGAUGCGACGAUCAAGCCGGUGCUAGCGAUGCUCUCCAAGGCAAAGGUCCUCCAGCCGGCGGAUGGCGGGGAGGCGUACGAGUUGAACCCAAACUUCAAGUCGAAGAAGCUGCGGGUGAACCUCAAUCUGCCGAUCAAGUCCGAGCAGAAGGUCGAGUCCAACGACGUACUCAAGACGGUCGACGAAGAUCGAAGGCUGCUGUUGCAGGCGACGAUCGUGAGGAUCAUGAAGAGCAGGAAGCAGUUGAAGCACCAGGUGUUGAUCCAGGAGACCGUCGCACAGGUGUCCGGCCGAUUUACCCCCAGGAUCCCGGAUAUCAAAAAGGCGAUCGACCAGUUGAUCGACAAGGAGUACCUCGAGCGCGUCGAGGGUCAGAAGGACAUGUAUUCGUAUCUCGCUUAG
Messenger RNA from Sporisorium graminicola, 2406 nucleotides. RefSeq lists its product as uncharacterized. NCBI's taxonomy places the organism in Eukaryota, Fungi, Basidiomycota, Ustilaginomycetes, Ustilaginales, Ustilaginaceae. Gene Ontology annotation, molecular function: ubiquitin protein ligase binding. Gene Ontology annotation, cellular component: SCF ubiquitin ligase complex. The transcript has a single exon. The record is from RefSeq and is a predicted model, not a curated record. Bases 1 to 2406 code for a protein of 801 amino acids. Gene Ontology annotation, biological process: protein ubiquitination; SCF-dependent proteasomal ubiquitin-dependent protein catabolic process.